Racocetra persica is the source of this 133-nucleotide messenger RNA. The record is from the annotation of a GenBank genome assembly. Lineage: Eukaryota; Fungi; Glomeromycota; Glomeromycetes; Diversisporales; Gigasporaceae.
CAAAGAACUAUUGGAAUGCGAUUUAAGAGAUAGUGUAAAUGGGUCAACUGUCAAUUCUAGCCAAAUGGAAUUUAUUGAACAAUCAGAAAAAUCUUCUGAUUCAUUUGAACCUAUUUCUGGAUCUUGCAACUAA